Messenger RNA from Sinocyclocheilus rhinocerous, 646 nucleotides. RefSeq names its product insulin-like. NCBI's taxonomy places the organism in Eukaryota, Metazoa, Chordata, Actinopteri, Cypriniformes, Cyprinidae. The record is from RefSeq and is a predicted model, not a curated record. Gene Ontology annotation, molecular function: hormone activity. Gene Ontology annotation, cellular component: extracellular region. The coding region runs from base 27 to 578 and encodes 183 amino acids. The transcript is spliced from 3 exons.
AUUGAGGCUAGUUGUUCAGCUCACCGAUGGAACCUCAUAAAACGCAGAGUCCAUUAGAACAGAGAGAGAAAGAGACAAUAACCCCAGCACUACUGGGCUGGACGACACUUUCACUCUUGACAGGGCACAAUCAACCUUACCAAACAGGAAAGAGUUGCUAUUUUGCGUUUCAUGAUCUGUUAAGUUUUCUCAUAAGGAGAAUGCACAGAUCUGGACUGCUCCUGCUGUCGCUGUGUGCAGGCUCUCUGGUGACCAAUAGCGGCGCGUUUGGGAAUCGAAGGCUGUGCGGGAUUCAGCUCGUGGAAGCGCUGCUGCUCGUCUGUGGUGAAAAGGGCCUCUUCUACUAUGGGCUUACAAAAUGUAAGCCCAUAUUCUACCAGCCUGCCAGGCGUGUCAGAGAGCACACUUUGCGCGUCAUGAUAAGGAACAGUGUCCCCUUCCUGCGGCAGACUGGAGCAGCUGCUCAGAGUGGAGAGAGAGGGACUGCCAGAAGCACUGUUGCAAAGAGAGGCAUUGUAGAGCAGUGCUGUCAUUUCUACUGUGACUAUUACGACCUGGAGAAUUACUGUAACACAUAGAGAGUCUGCUGCAUGCACUUCACCUGAGUAAAUAACUUGCAUUAUUUAAGUACUGCAGGUCUGGGAUA